UCUAAGGCAAUCUGAUUCUCUCUCAUCGAGCCUCAGCUGUAGAAGCUAGGGUUUUGGUGAUUUCAUCCUAUAUAUCACCCAUCUUCAUUUGCCAUCUUCAUUUGAAAGAAAAAGAAUCAAUUAAUUCAUUGCAACAACUGAAAUGGCUUCUUCUGAGAACUCAUUCACGGUGUCCUACGAGACAGAGAAGUUCCUCUGCGAACAAUUGCUUGAUCAAAACCAGUCGAUAUCAGACCGUUUCAGAGCUCUCUUCUCUCUCCGCAACCUUCGAGGCACUGGUCCUCGUGAUGCUCUCAUUCUUGCAACAAGGGAUUCUUCAAAUCUACUAGCGCAUGAGGCUGCAUUUGCCCUCGGGCAAAUGCAAGAUAUUGAAGCCAUCCCUGCUCUAAAAGCGAUUCUUAAUGAUCUUUCUUUGCAUCCUAUUGUUCGCCAUGAGGCUGCGGAAGCUCUGGGUGCUAUUGGGUUAGAGAGUAAUGUUGCUCUUCUGAAAAACAGUUUGGUUUUAGAUCCAGCUCAGGAGGUCCGUGAGACUUGUGAAUUGGCUAUUAGUCGAAUCAAGGAACUUAAAACUACUGGGAAUGAUGAAUCGUCCAAAAUAGAAGCAUCACCCUUUCUGUCAGUUGACCCAGCUGCACCUUCUUCCUGUUCUUCUGUAGGUCAACUAAGGGAAGUUCUUUUGAAUGAAGAAAAGGGCAUGUAUGAACGGUAUGCAGCUCUUUUUGCGCUUCGAAACCAUGGGGGAGAUGAAGCUAUAUUGGCUAUCAUUGAUUCUUUAGGUGCAAAUAGUGCUCUCCUUCGGCAUGAGGUUGCUUAUGUUUUGGGUCAAUUGCAAAACAAAACAGCUUCAGCUGCUCUUUCUAGGAUAAUUAGGGAUUUGGAUGAGCACCCAAUGGUCAGACAUGAAGCUGCUGAAGCUCUCGGAUCUAUUGCAGAUGAUCAAAGUGUAGCACUUCUUGAGGAAUUUGCAAAAGAUCCCGAGCCAAUUGUCUCUCAAAGUUGUCAAGUUGCUCUAAGCAUGCUGGAAUUUGAAAGAACAGGAAAAGCCUUUGAGUACUUCUUCAUGCAGACUCCUCAAGUGCAACAACUCUCAUAGUAAAUUUUGUUUGCCACAUCCAGCCAGUGUCCAGCAGGGAUGAGGUCCAAAAUGAAGGUUAUGUUAUUGCUGGCGCUUGCCUAAUCAUAUAAACUUGCUUGAGUUCUGAUCAUGAGGUUAGCAUUUAUAAUCAAACAAAAAAAGUUGACGUUUAUAAGAUGCUUAUCGGAUCAUUUUUUUACAUUGUAGUGCUCUUGCAAUAAUUUCCUUCUAUUUUGGCUUUUGACAAUAGUCAAUAGGAAGGAGUGUAGUGUCGGCUAGACUAGACAGCAAUUGAUGAGUGUAUGUUCACCUAACGGAUAUAAUUUCCUUUAGGGGGCACGUGCUCCCCGCCCUUCCCCGGGGCUACAUUGGCAACUUCAUUCUUGGUCAAAACUGCUUUAGACACCUAUAUAUAUGUGUGUGGCCUGAGUAUGAGAAAGACUUCUUACACCAAUUAUAUUAUGUCAUUCGUGCCAUCAA
This is a messenger RNA of Cornus florida, 1555 nucleotides long. RefSeq names its product deoxyhypusine hydroxylase. Gene Ontology annotation, molecular function: deoxyhypusine monooxygenase activity. The transcript has 7 exons. The record is from RefSeq and is a predicted model, not a curated record. Gene Ontology annotation, biological process: peptidyl-hypusine biosynthetic process. The coding region runs from base 143 to 1093 and encodes 316 amino acids. Lineage: Eukaryota; Viridiplantae; Streptophyta; Magnoliopsida; Cornales; Cornaceae.